Molecule: messenger RNA, 498 nt
Organism: Pieris macdunnoughi
Lineage: Eukaryota; Metazoa; Arthropoda; Insecta; Lepidoptera; Pieridae
Source: the annotation of a GenBank genome assembly
AUGGGUGAACGGGAAAUUGGUCUCCCGAUCGCCAUCUCCAAGUUUCAUAGUUUGCACUCUUUUGAUCAGCUACUUAGUGAUGGGUUAUGGCACACUCAUUCUUCUGGCUUUGCGACGAAAGUGCCUUGGGCUACAAAACUGGAAUUUUCCACGGCUCCCUGUCCUGUGCCACUUCUCGCCAGCAGCUGGGUUUCAGUUGCAGCAAGUCCUCUGUCGGCGGUACCUGGGCCGGCUUAUCGGCCACUUGGCUGGUUUAGGAGGAAGAAAUUAGGGUCUAUUUCGAUAUUCAGCCAAGUGACCGGUAAAGUAAAGCCCAGGUACCGCUGGAUCGACAGAGGACUUGCUGCUACUGAAACCCAGCUGCUGGCGGGAACUCGCUCAGAAAGACCCUUCAAGAAAUACAAAACUGAAGAGCCGCAAAUGUGGUGCGGUUUAAAGCUUCCAAAACGCAAGAUUGCUUUUUCAUCAGCAGCUAUAAACAAUACGGAUUGGCUGUAG